Molecule: messenger RNA, 8821 nt
Organism: Mesoplodon densirostris (Blainville's beaked whale)
Lineage: Eukaryota; Metazoa; Chordata; Mammalia; Artiodactyla; Ziphiidae
Gene: MYZAP
Product: myocardial zonula adherens protein
Exons: 15
Coding region: 69-2369 (766 amino acids)
Biological process (GO): transcription elongation by RNA polymerase II; intracellular signal transduction; maintenance of ER location
Cellular component (GO): nucleus; intracellular anatomical structure; nuclear envelope
Molecular function (GO): transcription elongation factor activity
Source: RefSeq, a predicted model, not a curated record
GAGCGGCCCCCGGCUUAUUCCACUUGCGAGAAGCACCAAGCCGAGCCCGCCACCAGCGCCGCUGAGGGAUGCUGCGCUCCACGUCCACAGUCACCCUGCUCUCGAGCGGCGGCUCCAGCGCGCCCGGGGCGCCCAACAGGAGGGCAAAUGUCUGCAGACUACGGCUGACCGUACCUCCUGAAAGUCCAGUGUCUGAGUCAAGUGAAAAGAAGGUGGAAAGAAGAGAGAAGUAUCGUGACCUGAGCAAUGGUGAACCCACCACAAAACUCCCUCAGGGUGUGGUCUAUGGUGUGGUGCGAAGAUCAGAUCAAAACCAGCAGAAAGAAAUGGUGGUGUAUGGGUGGACCACCAAUCAGCUGAAAGAAGAGAUGAACUACAUCAAAGACGUAAGAGCCACUUUGGAAAAUGUAAGGAAGCGAAUGUACGGAGACUAUGAUGAAAUGAGACAGAAGAUUCGACAGCUCACCCAGGAACUGUCAGUUUCACAGGCUCAGCAGGAUUAUCAGGAGAAUUACAUCCAAACCCAGUCGUCAGCCCUGGACAGUUUUAAUACCAUGAACUCGGCUUUGGUGUCGGACUCCAUCAGCCUGCAGAAAACCCUUGUGGACGUUACUUUGGAGAAUAGCAACGUUAAGGCUCAAGUCAGAAAUCUGCAGCAGACAUAUGAAGCCUCCAUGGACAAGCUGCGGGAAAAGCAGAGGCAGUUAGAGGUAGCACAGGUGGAAAACCAGCUGCUGAAAAUGAAGGUGGAAUCCUCCCAAGAAGCCAACGCAGAGGUGAUGAGGGAGAUGACCAGGAAGCUGUACAGCCAGUACGAAGAAAGGCUGCAUGAAGAGCAGCAGAGGCACAGUGCCGAGAAAGAGGCGCUCCUGGAAGAAACCAAUAGUUUUCUGAAAGCCAUUGAAGAAGCUAAUAAAAAGAUGCAAGCGGCGGAGAUCAGCCUAGAGGAGAAGGACCAGAGGAUCGGGGAGCUGGACAGGCUGAUAGAGCGCAUGGAGAAGGAACGCCAUCAACUUCAACUCCAGCUCCUGGAGCAUGAAACAGAAAUGUCAACGGAAAUUACCAAUUCUGACAAAGAAAGGUAUCAGCGGCUGGAGGAGGCAUCGGCCAGCCUCCGGGAGCGGAUCCGACACCUAGAUGACAUGGUGCAUUGCCAGCAGAAGAAAGUCAAGCAGAUGGUUGAGGAGAUUGAAUCACUAAAGAAAAAGGUGCAGCAGAAACAGCUCUUAAUAUUGCAGCUUUUAGAAAAGAUAUCGUUCUUAGAAGGAGAGAAUAAUGAACUACAAAGCAGGUUGGACUAUUUAAUAGAAACCCAGCCCAAGACUGAAGUGGAAACCAGAGAGGUUGGAGUGGACUGUGAUCUUCUACCCAGAAAAUUCAUUUGCAAAUUGCCCGACAAAGGUAAAAAGAUCUUAGACUCCGUCGCCAAACUGAAAGCUGCCAUUGCAGAACGUGAAGAAGUUAGAGGAAGAAGUGAACUCUUUCAUCCCGUUAGUUUAGACGGUAAGGCGAGGCAAAAAGCGAUUACAGUUGAUGGGGACACAGAUAAGGCCCAGAAUUCUGACCAGAUACUUGAUACUUCAUCACCAGUUCCUGGCUGUUCCUCUGUAGCUAACAUCACAUCAACUCAGACAACCUCACAACAACAGGGACUGGCACAUCUGACUCUCAGAGGCGAUGCUGAGUCCCCUGAGGCUGAGCACACAGUGAGUGAACGCCCAGCUUCCAGCAUCAGGACUGCCAUGCCUUCCUCAUCUGCAGCUAGUAAGCCCCUCACUCAGCAUCGUGUUUCACGUCAAGCGGAGGAUCAUUCUAGCAGCUUGGACAACUUGUUUAUUGAUAGAUUACAAAGGAUCACCAUUGCAGACCCCAUUGAGCACCACUCAGAAGAAAACCAGAGUCCUGAGAACUUGGCCGGCCUUUGGAGUGGGCUGCAGAAGAAGCCUCAUUACAUGGAAGUGCUAGAAAUGCGAGCCAAAAACCCCAUGCCCCUACAGCAUAAAUUUAAAACCAAUGUAUUACCUUCACAUCAAUGUGAUUCGUUGAGUCGUUGUCAGAGGAGGGGGUCUCCUGUCUCCUCAGAAGAGAGACGGCACAGGGACAGGAAGCAUCUCGAUGACAUCACAGCAGCCCGGCUUCUGCCACUCCACCACAUGCCUACACAGCUUCUCUCCAUAGAAGAGUCGCUGGCACUUCAGAAACAGCAGAAACAGAGUUAUGAGGAGAUGCAAGCCAAGCUCGCAGCACAAAAAUUAGCUGAAAGACUGAAUACUAAAAUGCAGAGCUAUAAUCCAGAAGGGGAGUCUUUGAGGAAAUACCAAGAAGUAAGGGAUGAAGGUGAUGAUCAGUCCUCCGAUGAUGAAUUCUGAAGAUGGGCAUUUGGAUCUUCUAAAUCUCUGCCUGUUGAGAUCUCGUUAUCUUACAUCAGACUUUGUAACAAGUAUCAAGAUCAGUGUCAGACAUUGUUGAGAGAAAGAAUUUUGUCAAGUUACAACAAGGAAGCUAUAAAAAUAGCCCACUUUCAGAAGUUAACUUUCAUGUGCUUGAAAAGUUUAAUAUUUGAAUAUUGUGUUUAAUCACAUUAUAUUAAACUUUUGCAGUAUUUCGUGUGUUGGUCUGAUAUUUUAGUAGAUAGUAGAGCACAUUUUUUUCUCUAAGCCAAAUGAAAGCAGGUGAUUAACUGCUUUUUUCUUUAUACUUACCUCUACCAAAUAGCAUUUAUUACAUAUCUUUCAGUGAAUUAUUUAGUUGUCCCAGGCAUCACCUAAAAUGAAUUACGAGAAUAUAGUUCUCUCCUUUUUUGAGUAAUGAAGGGAGCAAUCUAGAGAAUUUUGUGCAUGUUGCAUGGGGCUGUUACAGGAUUGGAUGUGAAAUACGAAGGAAGACACUCAGAGAAAAUGCUUAAAAUGUUUGUUUCCUUCUGUCUUCCCUUAGGAAAAAUGUUUUCUUUCUUCUGAUUAGGAAUAAGGGGUACUUUUAGUUGAUGCUGGAGGGUGGAUGGUCUUUCUAGGUGACCAGAUUUGUCUGGAGUAACAUGAGGAACAGGAAAAGUCUAAGAUGAUUGAUGUACGUUAAGGGAGUAGCUGUUCAUAGGCCUGGCCUGACUUGACUUCAUUGUUCUAACGAUAGGUUCAGUUGGAUAAGAAAACCAAAAAUAUUUUUAAAGCUACCAUUGGUUUGUUAUCAAUAUAUUCCUUUUUUCCCUCCCAAAAGAGGCUUAUGUACACUCCAGAAACCUCAAUCUCAUAUAUAUAUGUAAUUUUAAAGGACUAUGGUUGUCUCCAGAGAAAUUAACACAUAUGUUAUCAAAGUUUUCUUUGUCUAAUAUGUUGGCACCUUUAAACAGUGUUGAAGGAAUAAAAUAUUAAUUAGAGCAACUUCAAAAUGCUAAUAGUGAUGUUUUACUGGUGCUUAAUUAAAUGUAACUUAACUUUAAAGGAGACUUCAUUUAUGAAAUUUGAUCGAGAACACAUUUAGGCAGAUGUACGUGUGAUAGGAAGGGCUCAGUUCUAUGUCAUGUCCUUCCAGGAACAGCUACUGCUUUCCAUCUCCCUUUUGCCCUCCUCCCAACAAAAAGCAAAUGUAGAAAUAUGCUGAGCAAACAAUUCCAUUAAUUUAGUUUUUAAAACUAAUUGUAAAUGAUUUCACAUCCUAAAGUUAUUUAAUGCUCCUUCUUUAUAGAAUGAAUACAUGUUAUUUCUGGAAAGCUGGAUCAUGGGAGGGCUCACAUGCACAUGCACAUACACACAGUCCCCCUGUAGUCCUACCACCGAGAGGGGGCCUCUGUUAACAUUUGGGUACGUGUACAUAUGCAUACCUUUCUAUGCAUAGGUAUACAUUUCUAUUUUCAAUAAUACAAUCAUACACUGGUUAACAGUCUGCUCUAUACACUGUAAACAUUUUCACGUACUAAAUAUUUUGCAUUUUAGAUAGCUGCAGAAUAUUCCAUUUUAUGGGUGUACCAUAACUUAAAAUCAACUUGUUGAUAAGUGAGGAAAACUGAGGUAUAGCAGUAGGUUUCCACAUCUAGCAAGGGAAGGAAUCGGGCCUCAAACUCAAGCUGUCAUCCAACCCCAAAGCCAAUGCUCUUCACCAAUGACUGUUUAUCCUGAGAACAACCCCCAGAAGACAAAAUGAUAUUAACAAACUGACUGGAGAGGAACCGAGAUGGCGGAGUAGAAGGACAUGCUCUCACUCCCUCUUGUGGGAACACCAGAAUCACAACUAGCUGCUGGACAAUCAUCGACAGGAAGACACUGGAACUCACCAAAAGAGAAAGCCCACAUCCAAAGACAAAGGAGAAGCCACAAUGAGACGGUAGGAGGGGCACAAUCACAGUAGAAUCAAAUCCCAUAACUGCUGGGUGGGUGACUCACAGACGAGAACACUUAAACCACAGAAGUCCACCCAUUGGAGUGAAGGUGCUGAGCCCCGCGUCAGGCUUCCCAACCUGGGGGUCCGGCAACAGGAGGAGGAAUUCCUACAGAAUCAGACUUUGAAGCCUAGUGGGAAUUGAUUGCAGGACUUUGACAGGACUGGGGGAAACAGAGACUCCACUCUUGGAGGGCACACACAAAGUAGUGUGCACACUGGGACCCAGGGGAAGGAGCAGUGACCCCAGGGGAGACUGAACCAGACCUACCUGCUAGUGUUGGAGGGUCUCCUGCAGAGGCGGGGGGUGGCUGUGGCUCACCGUGGGGACAAGGACACUGGCAGCAGAAGUCCUGGGAAGUACUCCAUGGUGUGAGCCCUCCCAGAGUCUGCCAUUAACCCCACCAAAGAGCCCAGGUAGGCUCUAGUGUUGGGUUGCCUCAGGCCAAACAACCAACAGGGAGGGAACCCAGCCCCACCCAUCAACAGUCAAGUGGAUUAAAGUUUUAUUGAGCUCUGCCCACCAGAGCAACAUUCAGCUCUACCCACCACCAGUCCCUCCCAUCAAGCCUCUUAGAUAGCCUCAUCCACCAGAGAGCAGAAGCAAGAAGAACUAAAAUCCUGCAGCCUGUGGAACAAAAACCACAUUCACAGAAAGACAGACAAGAUGAAAAGGCAGAGGGCUAUGUAUCAGAUGAAGGAACAAGAUAAAACCCCAGAAAAACAACUAAAUGAAGUGGAGAUAGGCAACCUUCCAGAAAAAGAAUUCAGAAUAAUAUAAGUGAAGGUGAUCCAGGACCUCAGAAAAAGAAUGGAGGCAAAGAUGGAGAAGAUGCAAGAAAUGUUUAACAAAGACGUAGAAGAAUUAAAGAACAAACAAACAGAGAUGAACAAUACAAUAACUGAAAUGAAAAGUACACUAGAAGGAAUCAAUAGCAGAAUAACAGGCAGAAGAACGGAUAAGUUACCUGGAAGACAGAAUGGUGGAAUUCACUACCAUGGAACAGAAUAAAGAAAAAAGAAUGAAAAGAAAUGAAGACAGCCUAAGAGACCUCUGGGACAACAUUAAAUGCAACAACAUUCACAUUAUAGGUGUCCCAGAAGGAGAAGAGAGAAAGGACUAGAGAAAAUAUUUGAAGAGAUUAUAGUUGAAAACUUCCCUAACAUGGUAAAGGAAAUAGCCACCCAAAUCCAGGAAACACAGAGAGUCCCAGGCAGGAUAAACCCAAGGAGAAACAUGCCGAGACACACAGUUAUCAAAUUGGCAAAAAUUAAAGACAAAGAAAAUUAUUGAAAGCAGCAAGGGAAAAACGAAAAAUAACAUACAAGGGAACUCCCAUAAGGUUAACAGCUGAUUUCUCAGCAGAAACUCUACAAGUCAGAAGGGAGUGGUAUGAUAUACUUAAAGUGAUGAAAGGGAAGAACCUACAACAAGAUUACUGUACCCAGCAAGGAUCUCAUUCAGAUUCAACGGAGAAAUCAAAAUCUUUACAGACAAGCAAAAGCUAAGAGAAUUCAGCACCACCAAACCAGCUCUACAACAAAUGCUAAAGGAACUUCUCUAAGUGGGAAACACAAGACAAGAAAAGGAUCUACAAAAACAAACCCAAAACAAUUAAGAAAAUGGUCAUAGGAACAUACAUAUUGAUAAUUACCUUAAAUGUGAAUGGAUUAAAUGCUCAAACCAAAAGACACAGGCUUGCUGAAUGGAUACAAAAACAAGACCCAUCUAUAUGCUGCCUACAAGAGACCCACUUCAGACCUAGGGACACAUACAGACUGAAAGUGAGAGGUUGGAAAAAGAUAUUCCAUGCAAAUGGAAAUCAAAAGAAAGCUGGAGUAGCUAUACUCAUAUCAGAUAAAAUAGACUUUAAAAUAAAGAAUGUUACAAGAGACAAGGAAGGACACUACAUAAUGAAAAAGGGAUCAAUCCAAGAAGAUAUAACAGUUAUAAAUAUAUAUGCACCCACCAUAGGAGCACCUCAAUACAUAAGGCAAAUGCUAACAGCCAUAAAAGAGGAACUCAACAGUAACACAAUAAUAUUGGGGGACUUUAACACCUCACACCAAUGGACAGAUCAUCCAAAAUGAAAAUAAAUAAGGAAACAGAAGCUUUAAAUGACACAACAGACCAGAUAGAUUUAAUUGAUAUUUAUAGGACAUUCCAUUCAAAAACAGAAGAUUACACUUUCUUCUCAAGUGGGCACGGAACAUUCUCCAGGAUAGAUCACAUCUCGGGUCACAAAUCAAGCCUUAGUAAAUUUAAGAAAAUUGAAAUCAUAUCAAGCAUCUUUUCUGACCACAACACUAUGAGAUUAGAAAUGAAAUACAGGGAAAAAAUGUAAAAAACACAAACACAUGGAGGCUAAACAACACGUUACUAAAUAACCAAAUCACUGAAGAAAUCAAAGAGGAAAUCAACAAAUACCUAGAGACAAAUGACAAUGAAAACACGAUGAUCCAUAACCUAUGGGAUGCAGCAAAAGCAGUUCUAAGAGGGAAGUUUAUAGCUAUACAAGCCUAACUCAAAAAACAAGAAAAAUCUCAAGCAAACAAUCUAACCUUACACCUAAAGGAACUAGAGAAAGAAGAACAAACAAAACCCAAAGUUGGCAGAAGGAAAGAAAUCAUAAAGAUCGGAGCAGAAAUAAAUGAAAUAGAAACAAAGAAAACAAUAGCAAAGAUCAAUAAAACUAAAAGCUGGUUCUUUGAGAAGAUAAACAAAAUUGGUAAACCAUUAGCCAGACUGAUCAAGAAAAAGAGGGAGAGGACUCAAAUCAAUAAAAUUAGAAAUGAAAAAGGAGAAGUUACAACAGACACCACAGAAAUACAAAGCAUCCUAGGAGACUACUACAAGCAACUCUAUGCCAAUGCCAAUAAAAUGGACAACCUGGAAGAAAUGGACAAAUUCUUAGAAAGAUAUAACCUUCCAAGGCUGAACCAGGAAGAAACAGAAAAUAUGAACAGACCAAUCACAAGUAAUGAAAUUGAAACUGUGAUUAAAAAUCUUCCAACAAACAAAAGUCCAGGACCAGAUGGCUUCACAGGUGAAUUCUAUCAAACAUUGAGAGAAGAGCUAACACCCAUCCUUCUCAAACUCUUCCAAAAAAUUGCAGAGGAAAGAACACUCCCAAACUCAUUCUAUGAGGCCACCAUCACCCUGAUACCAAAACCAGACAGAUACUACACACACAAAAAAAAGAAAAUUACAGACCUAUAUCACUGAUGAAUAUAGAUGCAAAAAUCCUCAACAAAAUUCUAGCAAACAGAAUCCAACAACAAAUUAAAACGAUCAUACACCAAGAUCAAGUGGGAUUUAUCCCAGGGAUGCAAGGAUUCUUCAAUAUAUGCAAGUCAAUCAAUGUGAUACACCAUAUUAACAAAUUGAAGAAUAAAAACCAUAUGAUCAUCUCAAUAGAUGCAGAAAAAGCUUUUGAAAAAAUUCAACACCCAUUUAUGAUAAAAACUCUGCAGAAAGUGGGCAUAGAGGGAACCUACCUCAACAUAAAAAAGGCCCUAUACGACAAAGCCACAGCAAACAUCAUUCUCAAUGGUGAAAAACUGAAAGCAUUUCCUCUAAGAUCAGGAAUGAGACAAGGAUGUCCACUCUCACCACUAAUAUUCAACAUAGUUGUGGAAGUCCUAGCCAUGGCUAUCAGAGAAGAAAAAGAAAUAAAAGGAAUACAAACUGGAAAAGAAGAAGUAAAACUGUCACUGUCUGCAGAUGACAUGAUACUAUACAUACAGAAUCCUAAAAAUCGCACCAGAAAACUACUAGAGCUAAUCAAUGAAUCUGGUAAAGUUGCAGGAUACAAAAUUAAUGCAUAGAAAUCUCUUGCAUUCCUAUACACUAAUGAUGAAAAAUCUGAAAGAGAAAUUAUGGAAAUACUCCCAUUUGCCAUUGCAACAAAAAGAAUAAAAUACCUAGGAAUAAACCUACCUAGGGAGACAAAAGACCUGUAUGCAGAAAACUGUAAGACACUGAUGAAAGAAAUUAAAGAUGAUACCAACAGAUGGAGAGAUAUACCAUGUUCUUGGAUUGCAAAAAUCAAUAUUGUGAAAAUGACUGUACUAUUGAAAGCAGUCUACAGAUUCAAUGCAAUCCCUAUCAAAUUACCAAUGGCAUUUUUUACAGAACUAGAACAAAUCAUCUUAAAAUUUGUAUGGAGACACAGAAGACCCCGAAUAGCCAAAGCAGUCUUGAGGGAAAAAGACGGAGCUGGAGGAAUCAGACUCCCUGACUUCAGACUAUACUACAAAGCUACAGUAAUCAAGACAAUAUGGUACUGGCACAAAAACAGAAACAUAGAUCAAUGGAACAAGAUAGAAAGCCCAGAGAUAAACCCACGCACCCAUGGUUAACUAAUCUAUGACAAAGGAGGCAAAGAUAUGCAAUGGAGAAAAGACAGUCUCUUCAAUAAGUGGUGCUGGGAAAACUGGACAGCUACAU